AUGGGUCGGAUUGUGAUCGCCGGGUUGUUUCCUUUGUCAGACAGGGUCCCAGAGGGGCACAUCGGGCGUGGAGUUCAACCCGCGGUGGAACUUGCCCUGGGCAUGAUCAACAACGAGACAUCCAUCCUGCCUAAACAUCAUCUUGACAUUGUCCAAAGCGACACUCAAUGUGACAUGGCGGUGGCGACAAAGUUCUUUUUUGACCUCGUCGCCAGCAACAAUACCGUUGUCAUGGUGUUUGGAGACGCAUGUUCAGCCGUGUCAGGACCCAUCGCUGAAAUAUCAAAGGAAUGGAAUGUCUGGCUGUUGUCUUACGCCGACAUGGACCCGGCUUUGUCGGACCGAAAGAAGUACCACAACUUCUACAGGACGGUUCCCAGCGAUAACGACUUCAACCCGGCCCGUCUUGCGCUUCUCAACGAGUUCAACUGGACCUCCGUGGGAACCAUUUUCCAAGGAGUCACUAAGGGAACGGCUAGAUAUGGGCAUGCCCACAACAAUCUUGCGUCGCUGUUGGAGAAAGCGGACAUUGAAAUUGUGAAAUCUGUUGCUUUUGUCAAUGAUCCGGAACACGCCAUUAAAGAACUAAAGAUGGCAGACGUACGUAUAAUUAUAGGGAAUUUUGACGAACAGAUGGCACGUUUGGUGUUUUGCCAUGCGUAUCAAAACGGGAUGUACGGUCCAAAGUACCAGUGGAUCAUUCUGAGCGGGUACCGGAAGAAUUGGUGGACGUUCGCGGACCCUGCCUACAACAUGACGUGCUCCCUAGCGGAACUGAACACCACCGUAUAUGGCUACAUCGCCACUGAUAUUCUCCCCCUCUCUAGUAGCAGAAGACGUACAGAGUCAGGCCUGACGCCUCAAAAAUAUCACAAGGAAUAUAACCGAAUUCGGCGUCAAGCUGGGACCCCAUACAGCAAGUAUCACGGCUACGCCUUCGACGGCGUUUGGGUGAUCGCCAAGGCGGUAGACGCUAUCUUCCGGAAAUGGGGUGGGGACGGUCCUUCCGGUCACCAUCUUAGUCGUGACCUUUUUCGGGGAAACCGAAUACCAUCAGCACUCAAUGAUACAAACUUCCGUGGUGUCACCGGAACAAUUAAAUUUAGCAGCGGUGACAGGGUCGGAGCUGUCCUCUUAGAGCAAUACCAAGGCGCUGGCAUGGUGAAAAUCUACGAGUACCACAGAAUCAAUGACGUCAUCACAAACAAAAGCAAAGACAGUCGACCAAUCAUCUGGAGGGGCGGAAAUGGUCCUCCUAUCGACCGGAAGCAAGUACGUGUGGAGUUCCAGCGCGUGCCCAAUGGGGUCUACUAUAGUAUGUGUACUCUGUCUGGGAUGGGCGUCACGGUGGCGGUCUUUUUUCUUAUUGUUAACAUUAUCUUCCGGGAGCACAGAUAUAUCAAGAUGUCAUCCCCGAAUCUGAACAACAUUAUAAUAGUAGGUUGUAUCCUCACCUACCUUAGCGUUUUUCUACUCGGUACCGACGGAGGGGUCAUCAAUAUCAAGUACCUCAGAUAUAUAUGUACGUCGCGGGCAUGGGUUCUGUCUAUCGGGUUUACCCUCGCAUUUGGCGCCAUGUUCAGUAAAACAUGGAGAGUACACUCGAUAUUUACCAACAUCAAACUUCACAAGAAGGUCAUCAAAGACUACAAGCUGAUUUUGGUUGUGACCGUGUUACUAUUUAUAGAUGCAGCCUUACUAGUCACGUGGCAAAUAUUGGACCCUCUACAAACUUCCAUCAAGAACCUCACUGUCAUUAAGGAAGGCGACUUGGACGUGAUUCCUGUAGUUGAGUACUGUGUCAGUCACAAGAUGACCAUAUGGCUCAUACUCAUAUACGCAUACAAAGGAAUGCUCCUAGUGUUUGGCUGUUUUCUGGCCUGGGAAACCCGACAGGUCAGCAUCCCCGCGCUCAACGACUCUAAAUACAUCGGCAUGAGCGUCUACAACGUCGUCAUCAUGUGCAUUUGUGGCGCCGCAGUCUCUUUCGUCAUCAACGAUCAGCCUACGUCAUCAUUCGUCAUCAUGGGAUUCUUCAUCAUCUUUAGUACGACAAUCACACUUUGUCUCGUCUUUAUGCCAAAGAUAAUUGAAAUCAAAUGUGACCCAACGGGCGAAGAGCGGAGGAUCAGAGCGAGGCUACAGAAACCAAAAAGGCAGUCGAGUCGAGAUGAAAUGACGUUUGACCUCCAGAAGAAGAAUGACGAUCUUCAAGCGGAUAACAUCCGGUGCAGAAAUAUCAUUGCUGAGAAGUUGCGACUUCUCCACAGCCUAAUGGAACAACUAGGGGGUGAUACACGAGAGAUACAUUACCUUGGACAACAUGCAGCGGAGGUCCGGGAACCAUCAUUAAUGGUCCACAGGAAAGUUAUUGAGCUUCGUCUAGCAGAUUCUUCGCCUAGUAAAUUGUCAACGGGGUCGGAUUUUGACGACGGGUCCCUGAUGUCGGACAUAAGUUACGGUUCAACUGCGUGGACGAUGGCUCAAAACCCUGUUCACCGCCACGCUGGAAGGGCAACCAAAUCCAUAAAUUCUAUCGGAACAGAUUUCUCUGGAAAGAGCGGGUUGACAAAGCGGAGCUCUGUGAAAACAUGCCAGACGGAGAUAGAGGAGGAGGGGGAUGAUGACGUGUUUGGUGGCGUCUACUGUGGCCCUUCUAACAAUCGCACCUCCGCCAAACUGACCAACACGUGCAAGAAAAAUGGCAGUGCAAACCCGAUAACUGAAGUUCACCCAUUAAUGCACGAAUUCCCUAACAAAUCAUAUAUGACUACGGAAAAUGACAUCUAUAAACCGGUGAUCGGUAACAAUAAAAUAGAAUUGGCCAUGUCAAAACGGGAUGUACGGUUCCAAGUACCAGUGAAUCAUCCUCAGCGGGUACCGUUAGAACUGGUGGACGCUCGAGGACCAUGCCCUCAACGUCACGUGUUCGCUUGCGGAGCUGAACACCACCAUAUAUGGCUACAUCUUUACUGA
Mya arenaria is the source of this 2976-nucleotide messenger RNA. Its product is annotated as gamma-aminobutyric acid type B receptor subunit 2-like. The transcript has 22 exons. Gene Ontology annotation, molecular function: G protein-coupled GABA receptor activity. Gene Ontology annotation, cellular component: G protein-coupled receptor heterodimeric complex; membrane. The coding region runs from base 1 to 2976 and encodes 991 amino acids. Gene Ontology annotation, biological process: gamma-aminobutyric acid signaling pathway; G protein-coupled receptor signaling pathway. The record is from RefSeq and is a predicted model, not a curated record. NCBI's taxonomy places the organism in Eukaryota, Metazoa, Mollusca, Bivalvia, Myida, Myidae.